Molecule: messenger RNA, 2855 nt
Organism: Anthonomus grandis grandis
Lineage: Eukaryota; Metazoa; Arthropoda; Insecta; Coleoptera; Curculionidae
Product: fasciclin-3
Exons: 10
Coding region: 209-1801 (530 amino acids)
Biological process (GO): cell-cell adhesion
Cellular component (GO): cell-cell junction
Molecular function (GO): cell adhesion molecule binding
Source: RefSeq, a predicted model, not a curated record
UUCGUUCGUUGUUAUACGCUCGCGAUACGGUGUACGUGCGUACGUACGGGAAUUCUAACAAAUUUAUUACGAUAAACUUUCGAAAGCAAAGGCGCGCGAUUUGAAAGUUUUCAGAAAACAAAGUGCUAAAUAAUUUUUUCUGGUGUACUUUUUUUGUGUGUGGUUUUAUUUUGGUGUUUUACCGAGAGGGAUUUUCAGUCAUAUUACCAUGGAGUUGGUGACUAAGGGAGAGAUGCUGCUGGUGGCGUUGGUAAUGGGAUUCUUAACUCAAGGAAUUUUUGCUGUCCAAGUAGACGUCGACAAAAGAGAGCAAACGGUACUCGUAGGACAACCGGCUACAUUUAUGUGUAGAGUGGCAGUACCUCUACAGUACUGUAGAGUAGAGAUACCGGGAAUGAAGUCAUAUAAUUUAAACAAAGGCAUUUCCAAUUCUGAUGUUUCAUAUGCUGGUGAAGGUCUAGAUGCCGGCCAAUGCGGUUUUACCGUAAAUAGAGCCAAAGACGAGAAUAAUGGUGAGAUUAAAUGCACCCUUGGUAUAGCCAGUGAAGCUCAAGAGUCUGUCGGUACCAUGAGUCUUAUUGUAGCACGACAACCUAAGCUUCCUGAACUUGACUUGAGCAGUGGAACUGAUCACCUUAACGUUUACAAAGUAGAUGACAUACUACAGGCGGUAUGCGUGGUGGCCGACGGUAGACCAGUAGCAAACAUAACCUGGAUGUUGGAUGAUGAACCAAUUCCUACUAAUGAACGUAGCGUUAUCCAAGAACUGGCCAAGGAAAAUUUACAGUCAAAAAUCCAGAAUUUGACCAGACGUUUAAUGGCAUCCGAUAAUGGGAAAUUUUUGAAAUGCGUUGCUUACCAUCCUGCAUAUCCUGGCGGUAAAGCUGAGGCCAAGAGGAGGUUGGACAUUAAAUAUGCUCCUCAACCGAAAAAUCAACCGAUUGAAGAAUUCGGAUACGAAAUUGGCAAAACCGGAGUGAUCAAUGUAACAAUUGAAGCAAAUCCACGACCGUCUUUCGAGUGGACCGUAAAUGGGCAAAAAAUCAGAGAAGGCAGUCACGACACUACUGGAAUUAUGGAAGCGGAAAUUGCCAGAGAUUUGGGUAAUGGAAGCUACGUGGCCACUUUAAGGAUAGCAAGGAUAAGCAAGCACGACACCGAGAAGGACUACAUCCUUAACGCCUACAACGACCAGGGUAGCAUGGAGUAUCGAGUGAAGAUUUCCACUAAUCCUGAACCAAAAGGCUACGAGAUUGGAAUGGCAGCCAUUGUAGGAAUUAUCGCUGCGAUAUUGGCCCUCCUAAUUGUCGUGGGACUUCUUAUCUUCGCGAAGAUCAGUGGAAAAUGGUGCUUUAGUGGCAAUGGCGAAAACCGAUACAUAGCGGAAUCCAGUGAUACUGAAAGCGCAGACGUAAUACGCACAAAAGAGUCCAAACAUCGCCGUCUACCGUCAGCCAUUCAACUGACCGCUCAAUUCUUCAGGAAGAGGCAGGAUAAAGUGGCCACCGAAACAACCGAACCGACCGUGAAGAAUCUCGAAUCUGACGAAGCUGAUUCGGCUACCAUCACUGCGGAAGAACAAGAAAAACAAGCGGAAGAUGUCGCGAAAAUUGUUAAUGAAAAAACUGAUAAAGAUAAAGGUUUAGUGUAUGCAGAACUUGACCUAAUUAGGGCCGCCAAUCCGAAUAUGAUGGUGCCAGUUAUAAAAAAUGACGAUGAAAAGACUGAAUACGCGGAAAUUGUUUAUACGCCCGCUAAGGAUGGGGAAGAGAUUAAAGACCAGUUAAAGGAUAAAAAAUAGUUUGUCGAUGUACAGGUUCAACCAAUAUGAAGCAUUAGGAGUUUUUUUUGCACACUUUUUCACACUUACUUGAACACAAAAGGCAAAUAUAAUUUUAUUUAUUAAUAUUUGGUAUGACAAUAUUUCGAUUGCGCUUUUGACUGAACUAAAAUACAAUAGUUUGAUGAGUUAAUUUUUUUUUAAAUAAUUUACAAUUAUUAAGCAAGAAGUCAAAAGUCCCCAUAAUAUUAUCUCAAGGUUAACAUAUUAAAAUGAAAUUUAGGUAUAAGAAACACUGUGUUCAUUUUGUAUUUUGAUAUUCUUAAAAUUAUUUUGACAUAUGCAAAGGGAGUUCCAAACAGAGGAGGGAGGCAAAUUGGGUGAGAGUUCACCUUUUCAAAAUUUCAUCUUGAUUACUGGUAGAUUGAUGUAAUUUAAUUAGUCAAUUAAGUCAAAAGCUUAUUUUCACUUAUAAUAUGAAUCUUUGGAUUAAUUAGCUAAAAAAGAGUUUUACUCCUCUCUGGUUUCCUCUGAAUAUGUGUCUUCUUAUCUUCCCUCCUUAUAGCCUUAUAACGUGUCUUCAAAUUUAUAUUAACAAUUAAGAAAUAUAUAUAUUUAAGAGCAUUUUAUAAUGAUUUUUUACUCUAAGCAAAUAAACAAAACCUAUAUUUUCACAAAUUAGGUAUAUUAAGUAACAGUUAACCAUAUUGUGCCUAUACUACUUAUUAUAGGAUUAAGAGGCAAACCGUAGGUUGUAUGUUUGUUUUAUAAUUAAAAUUUUUAUUAUAAUGGAUAAGGUAUUGUUUAUUUUUUGUUAUGUACUUAAAUUUAUAUUAGGUAGAGGUACCUACUUGAUACCUAAAUUUAACAGAAGUAGCCUGAGUAAAGUAUGAUUUUUUUUAAAACUAAAGCUACUUUUGUUAGCCAUAUUUGUAAGAUCUGAGUAGUAUUUCACCAUUUUAUUAGUUUAAUGAAAUUAUGUUAUAAUACGUCCACUAGCUUUUAAGAAGAAAAAUACACCAUUUUGUAUUUUUGCAUAUUUUUAUUACACUUAAAUAAAUUUUUUAAAAAGUAA